This is a messenger RNA of Apis florea (little honeybee), 2234 nucleotides long. RefSeq names its product 6-phosphofructo-2-kinase/fructose-2,6-biphosphatase (gene Pfrx). Gene Ontology annotation, molecular function: 6-phosphofructo-2-kinase activity; ATP binding; fructose-2,6-bisphosphate 2-phosphatase activity. The record is from RefSeq and is a predicted model, not a curated record. NCBI's taxonomy places the organism in Eukaryota, Metazoa, Arthropoda, Insecta, Hymenoptera, Apidae. Gene Ontology annotation, biological process: fructose 2,6-bisphosphate metabolic process; fructose metabolic process. Gene Ontology annotation, cellular component: cytosol.
ACCAGAAAGAAUUGGUUAGAAAAGAACAAGUGACGUCAAAAGAAGUCGCGUGAUCGUUCUCGAGGCUACGGACUGGUCAGAGGUAUCUCUUAUAACAGUGGUCUUUGUCAAAAAUCCAACUCAAACCAACGAUAUUUUAUCAUUUUAACGAAACAUUUAUAAUUGAUCAUAUUUUCUUGAAAAAAUAUACUUUAUUUGUAAAACAAAAAUUUAAUAGUUUUUAUGAAAAUCAAAAAGCAUUUGAAAUUUAUUUUACAAAAGAAAACGGAUCCACUUAAUGAGAAUUACUGGUAAAACGAUUUCCCCGCACUACAAUUUGUACGUAAUAAUAAUCGCUAUAAGAUUUAAGGAAUAUGCGUUGCGCGGCGCGUACUAAUGUUCGGAUUUUUCCAAUGAACGGUAGCUAUUUUACAAUAAUACAAAAUUUAGUAUAUGAUGACAUAUUAUAAAUAUAAAUUAUAGAAUGAAGCUGCAGUGACAGUGGAAUUAACGUAACAAAUUUUUAUGCGUGUUUAAUGAGUGGCAUAUACCAAAUGUACUCUGAUUUGAUGAAAUUGAGAUUCAAUUUUUUUUUUUUAAUAAAUAAACAUUAGUGAAAUAGGUGUAUAUAAAAGUAGUAUAUAAAAAUAUAGUGCUGAUUGGAAAAGGAAUAUCUACAUGGUGUCAUAGGAUGACUGAUCCGAAAAUCGAAAUGCAUUACACACCACCAAGUUCGGAUACUAUUCAAACAAAACCUUUUCCUAUUCGUGGCGAACGAGCUAAUUUUGUAAAUAAACCGCAUGUGAUUGCUAUGGUAGGAUUGCCUGCACGUGGCAAGACGUAUAUUUCAAAAAAAUUAUGCAGAUAUCUCAAUUGGAUCGGUAUAAGUACAAAGGUGUUCAAUUUAGGGGAAUAUAGACGACAUGCAACUACUGCUUAUCAAUGCCAUGAAUUUUUCCGUCCUGAUAAUAUUAAGGCAAUGGCAAUACGUACUCAGUGUGCAAUGGAUGCCCUUAAAGAUGUUUGCCAAUGGUUGGAAAGUGGAGACGGAGAAGUGGCUGUAUUUGAUGCCACCAAUUCCACUAUCGAAAGACGACAACUUAUUAGAAACAUUGUAGUUGAGAAAAUGGGAUUUAAACUUUUUUUUGUCGAGUCUGUUUGUAACGAUCCUGAAAUUGUUGAACAAAAUAUCAUGGAAGUAAAAGUGAGUAGUCCAGAUUAUGCAAAUAUGAAUAAAGAAGAAGUAUUGGCAGACUUCAUGCUGCGAAUUGAACAUUAUCAAGAAAAAUAUCAACCCCUGGAUGAAGCUCAAGAAAGCGACCUUUCUUUUAUGAAAAUUUACAACACUGGCGAAAAAGUGCUAGUCCAUAAACAUGAAGGUCAUAUACAAAGUAGGAUAGUUUAUUAUCUUAUGAAUAUCCAUAUAGUGCCACGUACAAUCUAUUUAACUAGGCACGGCGAAAGUGUGAUGAACCUUGAAAGUAAAAUAGGUGGAGAUUCAGAAUUAAGCGAAAGAGGUUGGGAAUAUGCCAAAGCAUUGUCUAGUUAUAUUACUAGCCAAGAUAUUCAGGGACUGCGAGUAUGGACUAGUUGGCUGAAGAGAACCAUUCAAACAGCAAGCGACGUGAAUGCGCCUCAAGAAAGGUGGAAGGCGCUAAACGAGAUUGAUGCAGGUAUUUGCGAAGAAAUGACAUAUGAAGAAAUUGCAGAAAAGUAUCCAACAGAUUUUGCUGCAAGAGAUCAAAAUAAAUUCUCUUAUCGUUAUCCAAGAGGGGAAAGCUAUGAAGAUUUGGUUGCACGACUAGAACCGGUAAUAAUGGAACUAGAACGACAAGGUAAUGUUCUAGUUGUUAGCCACCAAGCAGUUUUACGAUGUCUACUUGCUUACUUCCUAGACAAAAAUGCGGAUGAAUUACCAUAUUUACAAGUUCCAUUACAUACUAUUAUUAAAUUAACGCCUGUUGCUUAUGGUUGUAAAAUGGAACAUAUUCGAUUACCAAUUGAUGCAGUGGACACACAUCGACCAAAACCAAAGAAUGCCUGACUAUUAGUGGAUUGGGACUACUUUCUCUCGUAUCUAAUCUUAAUUUAAUAUCCUAAAAGUUAUUUAAUUUAAUAAGCUUUAUAAAUUAAAGAUUAUAUUGCAUGCAUUUUUUUAUUAGAUUAACAUGGAGAUUUAUUAGAUUAGAAUUGAGACGUCGUACCACUUCGUAAUUAUUACUAUUAGAGAUGUGCAAAUAUCUGAAUCAUGAAUA